This is a messenger RNA of Striga asiatica, 1223 nucleotides long. NCBI's taxonomy places the organism in Eukaryota, Viridiplantae, Streptophyta, Magnoliopsida, Lamiales, Orobanchaceae. The record is from the annotation of a GenBank genome assembly.
UGACUUUUGGUAUUAUUUUAUGUUAUACAGAGUGCUGCACAGAGGAGUUAGUGAGUACCAAGACAUAGCUCUUCUGGACACAAAACAUUUUGGCAAGGCCUUGGUGAUUGAUGGGAAGAUGCAGAGUGCAGAAAUUGAUGAAUUUAUAUAUCACGAGUGUUUGAUUCAUCCACCCCUCUUAUGUCACCCCAACCCCAAAACGGUGUUUAUAAUGGGUGGAGGCGAAGGGUCGACCGCACGAGAGGCCCUGAGGCACAAAUCAAUAGAGAAGGUGGUCAUGUGUGAUAUUGAUAAGGAGGUCGUCGAGUUUUGCAAAAAGCAUCUCACAGCAAAUCAUGAGGCAUUCCGUAACAUGAAGCUUGAUUUAGUCAUUAAUGAUGCCAAAGCUGAAUUGGAGGGGAGGAAAGAAAAAUUUGACAUAAUUGUGGGAGAUUUAGCUGACCCAGUUGAGGGAGGGCCUUGCUAUCAACUCUACACAAAAUCUUUCUACGAAAAUAUUAUUAAGCCUAAGCUCAAUAAAAAUGGCAUCUUUGUUACUCAGGCUGGACCAGCUGGGAUUUAUACUCACAAGGAGGUCUUCUCAUCAAUAUAUAACACUAUAAAGCAGGUCUUCAAGUACGUUCGUGCUUAUACGGCUCACGUGCCAUCGUUUGCGGACACUUGGGGUUGGGUUAUUGCCUCUGAUGAACCACUCUGCAUUGAUGCCGGGAAAAUGGACAAAAAGAUAGCAGACACAAUUGAUGGAGAACUCUUGUACUUGAAUGGUCCUUCAUUUGUGGCCUCAACAAUUUUGAAUAAAACUGUGGCCACAACAUUGAAAAACGAGACUCAUGUGUACACAGAGGAUAGCGCGAGGUUUAUCUAUGGACAAGGUGUCGUGGGUCGGAUUUAAUAUUGAGAUGUUGAAGAUUGUAUGUAUGGGAGAGGAUUUCAAGCACAAUGAAGUAGAAAUCAAAAUGUUCUCUUAAUUAGGAAAAUACAAGCAAUUGUUUAAGGUUGUCAUGUACUUGUGGUUCUCUCCUUUAAAACUUCCACUUAAUUAAUAUGAUUUGUUGAGUUUUAUUUCUAUUUUGGAUCAUUUGGGCAAGCUCCAAGCUCAAACUGGGCUUGAGAUUUAGCAUUUUCAAACUUUGUACUAUUUUUGUUUUCCUAGGCGAUCGCUCAAUAGUUAUUUGUGUAUGCUUCAUCGUGGCAAUGAAAAAAAAAAAUGAUAUGUGUUUGCA